AUGAUAGCUGUGCACUUUGACAAGCCGGGAGGACCAGAAAAUCUUUACUUGAAGGAAGUGGCCAAGCCCAGCCCAGGCGAGGGUGAAGUCCUCCUGAAGGUGGCAGCCAGCGCCCUGAAUAGGGCGGACUUACUCCAGAGACAAGGCCAGUAUGCCCCACCUCCAGGAGCCAGCAACAUUUUGGGACUCGAGGCAUCUGGACACGUGGCAGAGCUGGGAGCUGGCUACCAGGGACCCUGGAAGGUCGGGGACCCAGCCAUGGUUCUGCUGUCUGGCGGGGGCCAGGCUCAGUAUGUCACUGUUCCUGCAGAGCUCCUCAUGCCCAUCCCGGCAGGACUGACCAUGUGCCAGGCUGCAGCCAUCCCAGAGGCCUGGCUCACCGCCUUCCAGCUAUUACAUCUCGUGGGAAAUGUGCAGGCUGGAGACUCUGUGCUAAUCCAUGCAGGAGCAAGUGGUGUGGGCACAGCUGCCAUCCAACUUGCCCGGAUGGUUGGGGCUACUCCUCUGGUCACAGCUGGUUCCCAGCAGAAGCUUCAAAUAGCAGAAAAGCUCGGAGCAGCUGCAGGAUUCAAUUACAAAGAAGAGGAUUUUUCUGAAGCAACACUGAAAUUCACUAAAGGUGCUGGAGUCAAUCUCAUUCUAGACUGCAUAGGGGGCUCCUACUGGGAGAAAAAUGUCAACUGCCUGGCUCUUGAUGGUCGCUGGGUUCUCUAUGGUCUGCUGGGAGGAGCUGACGUCAAUGGGCCUCUGUUUUCAAAGCUACUUUUUAAAAGGGGAAGUCUGAUUACCAGUCUUCUAAGAUCUAGGGACAAAAAGUACAAGCAGAUGCUGGUGAAGGCUUUCACAGAGCAAAUUCUGCCCCACUUCUCCACGGAGGGCCCUCAACGCUUACUGCCGGUUCUGGACAGAGUCUACCCCGUGGCUGAAAUCCAAGAAGCCCAUGAGUACAUGGAGACUAACAAGAACGUGGGCAAAAUCGUCCUGGAGCUGCCCCAGUGA
Molecule: messenger RNA, 999 nt
Organism: Rangifer tarandus platyrhynchus (Svalbard reindeer)
Lineage: Eukaryota; Metazoa; Chordata; Mammalia; Artiodactyla; Cervidae
Source: the annotation of a GenBank genome assembly